This is a messenger RNA of Cryphonectria parasitica EP155, 1739 nucleotides long. RefSeq lists its product as uncharacterized. NCBI's taxonomy places the organism in Eukaryota, Fungi, Ascomycota, Sordariomycetes, Diaporthales, Cryphonectriaceae. The transcript has 2 exons. The record is from RefSeq and is a predicted model, not a curated record. Bases 391 to 1545 code for a protein of 384 amino acids.
GUCAUCACAUCCUCAUCCUUUCACUCCUGUCCUUGAGCUGAUAUCAAAGUACUGCAUUGCACUUGGCGGUCCGCACGCAGACUUGCCGGUCAGCAGCGUCCAUUACCAAGCUACAGGUUGGCCAUUUGCGCUUCUGGGCUCUGCCCAAGAGGGUCGUCCCGAUACACUGAGGAACUUUCUUGUCAGCUUAGCCACAGAUCAGCCACUUGGGCUCCUGGGUUCUGGAAGAGAGAGAGGGUCGUCCCGAUAUACUGAGGAACUUUCUCGCUCGCUUUAUGACUUUUUUCUGUUGUGCAUAUCGUUUUUGGAAUAUUAAAAUAUCUUAAUUUUUCUAUUUUUUUGCCUGCAUUUUUAUCUCUUUAAUCUGAGCCAAGGCUGCUCUCAGCGAAGAUGUCAUCUGUCGCAAAAAGCCUGGGUGGGUGGGAAUCCUCAAAGAAGCCGUCGGCUGAUCUCUCGAGCUCGUCUUGUGAUAGAAUCAAUAACCUCCGUCGAAACAUCGUGGUCAAAGGGAGGGAGAGCACAAUUAUACUUUUUCUUGAUAUAUUGUCAAACACUGCCUUUUUCAAAAUACGCUUCUUUGUCGACCCCUAUUCAAUUUUCCUUUUUAUACCACCCGAACACAUCAUGUCUAUCACUCGAGUUGACCAAGUCGGCACAGAUGGCGUACUCCAUUGUUCCUCACCCAACCAGAAGAUGUCCCGACACAGCCCAUUGACCUGCCUGCAAUUCUGCCUGAGCAAGCCGGUCCUGCUGGUCGGUCCAGUCGGUCACUUCUUGCCGCUGGGGAAUGCUCAGACACAAGCGCUCGCCUCUCUGGAAGAACUCGCCGUCAAGACUACUCUGACCAUCUCCAUCCCCCCACAAGCCUUUUCCGAUGAACACUUUCAGGCUAUUUGCAGCGUGUCCGCUAGCACAUGGAGAUCCUAUCCCGACCACAGCACGCUCGACAACCUCUAUUGCGGACAAGGUGGCCAGAUCAUUACAAUCACACCGUCGCCAGAGGUUCACAACGAGACUGGUUCAAGCCCUCCUUCGUACAACAAGCUAGACGAGCUUGACGAGCUUUCCUUUCCGACCAGCCCCCGGCCCAACAAGCGACGGCGAGUCGACCCAGAACCAUCUUCAGAUCUGGCAAGAAUUCAGGAGUUUGUACAGAGUGUCUGUCAGGGCAUGAUUUCCCAACAGCAAUCCAAAUUGCGGAAGGACCUUCUUGCUGAACUAAUAAAAAUGGAGGAGCGAAUUACGGAUGCAGCCAGCCAAACCCUCAGCAAGCAGAUCCAGGACCUGAAGAGCGAGAUAGUGACAGAAUAUCAGGCUCAGUUGGAGACGCUUCAGACCGAAGUGGUAGCCGAGGUGACGCCCCAGGUGAUGAGUGGGAUUUGGGAUGAGUUCGAUGCACGUAUUGAUGACCAAGUGUGCGGCAUCAAAAUAGAGCUGGAAGACUUUGUCAAGGACGAGAUGAGAGCUGUGCAAGACAGCGUUCUGGAUGCCGUUCCUGAGGUUUUGUCGGAUGGAAUAUGGCAUUUUACGCCAUCGGACUUAUAAUAUAUGCACCGAAAUUUACAUCUAUAACUUUGUCACGAUAGCUAGCAGGCGGGAAGAAGGCGUUGGGCGGGCAGGGCUUUAUUGCUACAGACAGGCACUAUCUUAGGUAGAUACAGGCUGGUUGUCAAGACGUAGCUCGAAAGCUACGAUGCAGAACAGACAGACGGGAUUAACAGGAACAGAGUUUUAUCUGG